Herpailurus yagouaroundi (jaguarundi) is the source of this 3142-nucleotide messenger RNA. RefSeq names its product N-acyl phosphatidylethanolamine phospholipase D (gene NAPEPLD). The record is from RefSeq and is a predicted model, not a curated record. The transcript is spliced from 5 exons. Gene Ontology annotation, cellular component: cytoplasm; membrane-bounded organelle. Gene Ontology annotation, biological process: N-acylethanolamine metabolic process; N-acylphosphatidylethanolamine metabolic process. The coding region runs from base 371 to 1555 and encodes 394 amino acids. Gene Ontology annotation, molecular function: zinc ion binding; N-acylphosphatidylethanolamine-specific phospholipase D activity. Lineage: Eukaryota; Metazoa; Chordata; Mammalia; Carnivora; Felidae.
CGCUCUCCUGCCCGCGUAUCUUUUUCGCGGCUCGCUUCCCCCUCGGCCUCUGGGUGGGGCAGCCAGCACACCCCGGCCUGGGGCCGUUUGGACUGCUCGGCGAAGUGGAGCGCGCAGUGGGUGGGAUUACCGGGGCCGAGCCCUGCCUGGUCCCGGAGAUGCUGUACUUGUGAGUGGCAGGCGUUCGUUUGAAUUUCUGCACCUCUAGAGUUGCGGAGCCCGCGUCUCUGAAGCUGCCUGGGUGAAGAGCCACAUUAUUAUUUUUUUCUCUUGGGAAAGUAGCCGUCUCUGGGACUUGUUUUAGAUCCCAUCUUCUCUUCAAAUCACCAGGUCACAUCUUCGCUGAUCGAAAUACAUCUCUGAAAAGGACAUGGAUGAAAAUGAAAGCAACCAAUCUCUGAUGACAAGCAGCCAAUAUCCUAAAGAAGCAGUAAGAAAACGCCAAAAUUCAGCACGGAGUUCUGUAGGAAGUGAUUCUUCUAGGUUCUCCAGGAAAAGUUUCAAAUUGGAUUACAGACUAGAAGAAGAUGUAACUAAAUCAAAGAAAGGAAAGGAUGGCAGAUUUGUCAACCCUUGGCCAACUUGGAAAAAUCUCUCUGUUCCAAAUGUUCUUAGAUGGCUGAUAAUGGAGAAAGAUCACAGCAGUGUUCCGUGUUCCAAAGAGGAACUUGAUAAAGAGCUUCCAGUGCUGAGGCCGUAUUUUAUCAAUGACCCCGAAGAAGCUGGGGUGCGGGAAGCUGGCCUCAGAGUCACAUGGCUGGGACAUGCGACAGUCAUGGUGGAAAUGGACGAGCUCAUAUUUCUCACAGACCCCGUCUUUAGCUCCCGUGCGUCACCAUCGCAGCACAUGGGUCCGAAGCGGUUCCGUCGUCCCCCGUGCACCAUAGGUGAACUCCCCCCGAUAGAUGCUGUCCUUAUCAGUCACAACCACUAUGACCACCUGGACUACAAUUCUGUCAUCGCUCUGAAUGAACGAUUUGGUCAGGAGUUGCGAUGGUUUGUGCCUUUGGGUCUCCUCGACUGGAUGCAGAAGUGUGGCUGUGAGAAUGUGAUCGAGCUGGACUGGUGGGAGGAGAAUUGUGUCCCCGGACACGAUAAGGUCACCUUUGUCUUUACGCCUUCCCAGCACUGGUGCAAAAGGACUCUCGUGGAUGACAACAAGGUUCUGUGGGGCAGCUGGUCUGUCUUGGGGCCUUGGAGCCGAUUUUUUUUUGCAGGAGACACUGGCUAUUGCCCUGCCUUUGAAGAGAUAGGAAAAAGGUUUGGACCUUUUGACCUUGCAGCUAUUCCCAUCGGAGCGUAUGAACCAAGGUGGUUUAUGAAAUACCAGCAUAUAGACCCAGAAGAAGCUGUAAGGAUUCACAUCGAUGUUCAGACAAAGAAAUCUGUGGCAAUUCACUGGGGAACUUUUGCCUUAGCAAAUGAGCAUUACUUAGAGCCCCCAGUGAAACUGAGUGAGGCUCUAGGAAGAUACGGACUUAAGACUGAAGAUUUUUUUGUCUUGAAGCAUGGAGAAUCCAGAUACCUCCAUACUGACGAUGAAAACUCUGAAUGAAUGUGAGCAUGUGAGCUUUUAGUGAAAAAGGUAUCCUCUAAGCUUCUAGGAAAGACUAAGAAAUUCAUGAAUAUUAGGAUGUUUUACAUUUGUAAACCACUUCUAUAAGUUUGUGUUGUAUGUUUUGUGUGACAGCUUGCUUGCUACUCCAAAUGCCAGUUCAUAUAAAGAAGAGUUCAGAGGUGGGUCAUUUAAAUACUGAAUUGGCAGAGGGGAAUUUGAAUCCUGUCUCAAUGGUAGAAGCACUGAAAUGGAAUUUUUUUUAAAGGAUUAUGCUUUAGUGGUAGAAUUUGGAAGUUAGGAAAACUGAUUUUAAAGUCUUCUUUCUGUCCUUCUGGUGAAGGGCCUUCUACAGGUUAAAUCUGUCUACCUAGAUGGUUUGAGUCUGCACAUCUAAACUUCUUAAUUCACAUUAGAGUAAGUGAUGGAAUGGACACCUACCUGCUUACAGCAUUUCUUGUUGUUCUGUCCACAUUAGCUUAUAUGCCAAAUGUUGAAUGAUUUAUUUUUUUAAGUAUAAAACCACAGGAGAUUGGGCUAAGUUACCGUUUUUAAAGACAUCAUUGUUUCAAAGAGGAAUGAUAUAUUUUGUUGCACAUCCCCAGUCCCCAAAUCAGAAGCUGCCUGAGUUGGGCAGAGGAAGGGAGAGUGUGGUUAUGAGGACAUGAUUGAUGACAUUUUCUAUUUUUAAUCUACAAGUCAGACCUGAACACAAAGAUCACUGAAAGGAAAUAGUAUUUUACAAAGAUAAAUGCAGAUCUUAAAAUGUUAACAAUUCCUUCUAUAUUCUCUUUUCUCUCCACCUACUCAUCCCCCCCCCCCGGGGGGGUUCGUAGCUCCAACCCUCGAUGUAUCAAUAAGAUUUAUAAAUAAUUUAUGUUUUACAUGAUUCAGAGGUCUUAUAUUUUUAUAUUAAAUGACCCAUACGCACAAUUCUGCUUUUACUAAGCUAGCACGGAAUACUAGCAGUUUAAAAGUAAUUCUAGGAAUUAGGUGACCUGAGUUUAGUCCCGUAAGGGCCCUGGGAUUGCUUGAUUGCUCUGAACAUUCCUCAGAGCCAAUGAGGUACAUUAGAGGCCCAUCCCAUCUUCCUGCUCCCCAGUCUCAGUGAAAUAAAUUUCAUUUGCAGAAUAAUCAAAGUAGGUUUUUACAGCAUAUGCUACACGGGCACUAUUCUAUUUAUUUUCACGUACACAUCUAUGCAUGCCACCUGUUAGCUACUUAAUUGGAAUUUUAAUCCUGCUUCCACUACGGUUUUCUGUGUAUCCUGCCACAAGUCACCUACACUCACUGUGCCUCAGUUUCCUCAUGUGCAACAAGAGGAUAAUUUUGACCUACCUCCAAAAAAAUGUGAAUAGUGAUAUUUUAAAAAGCACUUUGAAAAUAUAAGGGAGAAAAUUAUUUCUUAAGACCUCACUGCCUACUAGAGAUCUGAAAGCUAAAACUAGGCUCAUGCUUUUGGUCGCGUAUCAUUCCCAUUGCAGAUUCAAGCGUCUGUACCUAGGACAUGAAACAGUGAGGAUUAACAACUUCAGCUCAUUUUGUAAAUUUGGGGAGUAAUAGCCAAAAUAAAUGUAAAUGAUCUUC